CUCAGCUUUUGCGCUGGAUGCACUGUAAGAAGCUCUUUUUGAUGCAGGUAUAGUUCAUUUACACGCUCUGAGUUUUUAUCGUUCAUUUGUCUUUUUCUCUAGUCCUCUCCUUACUCCUGUUCUCUUAUUCAGUAACUUCUAUCUGCCCUCGACAACUAAUUACAUCACGUGUCCGUGUGAAUUCUCCGGAUCUCGCACCCAAGACCCCUCAACGCCAGCUCAUCAUGGCUGCAGAGGAGCCCCGCCAGCAGGAAGACCCCGCCGCCAGCGGCAAGAAUUGGAAGCAGCAGCAGGUACGGAGAAGUGCGGAAAAUCUGGCCCCGCGAUUUUUUGCUCUUCUCUUCGCCCUCCUCGCCCUUUAUAUCCUCUUUUCACCGCCUUCUUCAAGCCUUUCCCCUCCAGUCGAUCUCUCCUCUACCUCUACUUCUUACUCUGUUCCUACAUCUCAAGUCAUACCAGACAAGAAUAUCGCCAAAAUGUCCUCCUCCGAGCAGACCUUCAUCGCUAUCAAGCCCGACGGUGUCCAGCGUGGCCUCGUUGGUCCCAUUAUCUCUCGAUUCGAGAACCGAGGCUUCAAGCUUGCUGCCAUCAAGCUCGUCAGCCCCGGCAAGGAGCACCUCGAGAAGCACUAUGCCGAUCUCGCUGGCAAGCCUUUCUUCCCCGGUCUGAUUGAGUACAUGUCCUCUGGCCCCAUCUGCGCCAUGGUCUGGGAGGGCCGUGAUGCUGUCAAGACUGGCCGUGCCAUCCUCGGUGCCACCAACCCCCUUGCCUCUUCCCCCGGUACCAUCCGUGGUGACUACGCCAUCGAUGUCGGCCGCAACGUCUGCCACGGCUCCGACUCCGUCGAGAACGCCCAGAAGGAGAUUGCUCUCUGGUUCAAGGAGGGUGAGGUCCUCUCCUGGAAGUCCGCCCAGUUCAACUGGGUCUACGAGAAGGCUUAAAUUGUCAAUGUUGUAACGCCCUGAAUGACGGAAUGGAAAAAGCACAUACAAGUGGGAUGACUUCAUCUCUGUGGGUAUAACAAAAAUCAAGACAGAAAAUCUUCUCAAAACCUUCGUGCUCGAUUUCAAAGUGACUAAGGCUUGCUUGUGAAUAUUCCUUUGGCUCUCAUGAGUACCCCUGCAAACCAUGGCGUAGCCCAUACACUGCCGAUGAUACGAACCGGCAGUAAAGCUUUAGUGAUUGCGUACGCGAGAGCAACUUCAACUACCACUUUGUACCGCCCAUCUCCACUAUGCCAGCGCUCCACUGCGUCUUCGGAUUUGGAGUCCGGAUGUGUUGUAGCUGCAUUUGGGGCCUCACCUUCUUCGUUCUGACCAAAACCAAACCACCCCUUGCGUGUGAAGUACCUCUCAAAGCGGCCAACUCCAUCUUCGACAUAGCUUCCAAAGUGGCCCGUUACGUAUUCCACGGGCACAUAAUUUGUGUAAUGAAAGAGGCCAAAUAGUCCUAGCACGGGCACAAUUGCUGUGAUUUCGUGAAGGAUCAAGAAUGAAACAAUGUGCGAGACUGGAGCGUUGCGUAAACCGCUAGUGUAUCUUUGUAAACGUCGAGGAAGCUUAGAUGUGAUGCGGUCGAUGCGGGAAGCUUGGGUUGAUUCGGCGCGAGGAUAUGAGGUGUUGAUGCGCGGGGGAGCGCGAGCACGGAGGCUAGGGCGCCAAUUGAAAGAUAUCAAGUUGCGGCGCAUCUUGAGAUCAAGUAUCCGGGCUUGGGGAAGGCGUUUUGUUGGUAGCGUUAAGUGAAUCCAAAGUUUCAACAGUCG
Molecule: messenger RNA, 1762 nt
Organism: Fusarium odoratissimum NRRL 54006
Lineage: Eukaryota; Fungi; Ascomycota; Sordariomycetes; Hypocreales; Nectriaceae
Product: nucleoside-diphosphate kinase
Exons: 8
Coding region: 225-941 (238 amino acids)
Biological process (GO): GTP biosynthetic process; CTP biosynthetic process; UTP biosynthetic process
Molecular function (GO): nucleoside diphosphate kinase activity
Source: RefSeq, a predicted model, not a curated record